UCUUUCUCAGCACACACUCGUUCUUUUGACGUUUUCUUCCAUCCCUCCAUCCAUCAGUAUGAGUUACCGCUCCUCUCAGAUCUCCUUCACGCGUUCCGUUCCCGUCUCUUCCUACCAUGCCGCCAGCACGUACGGAGGCGCCGGGGGGCAAGGAACCCGUGUGUCCACCGCCUCCUUCUCCGGCCUAAGGUCAGGACCUCCGGGGGGGCUGCUGGCCUCCUCCGCGGCCUUUAAGGUGAGCUCUGCGGGCCUGGGCGGCGCGGGCGGCGCGGGAGCGGCUGGGGCAGGGGGAAUUCUGGGAAAUGAGAAAGGGCAAAUGCAGAACCUGAACGAGCGUCUGGCGUCUUACCUGGAGACGGUGAGGAACCUGGAGGAGGCCAACGGCAAACUGGAGAAACAGAUCAGACAAGCCCUGGAGAGAGGAGGACCAGAGUCAAGAGACUACAGCAAGUACAAUGCCAUCCUGGAUGACCUGAGGAAGAAGGUGUUUGAUGCGACUGUAGACAACGCUCGCCUUGUUCUGCAGAUUGAUAAUGCCCGUUUGGCUGCAGAUGACUUCCGGGUCAAAUUUGAGAAUGAGACAACGAUCAGACAGUCGGUUGAAGCUGACAUUGCUGGGCUGAAGAAGGUUAUUGACGACACAAACAUCGGUCGCAUGAACGUGGAGAGUGAGAUCGAGUCUCUGAAGGAGGAGCUUGUGUUCCUCAGGAAAAACCAUGACAACGAGGUGGCUGAGCUGCGGAACCAGGUUGCCCAGUCGGGUGUUCAGGUGGAUGUGGAUGCUCCAAAGGGCCAGGACUUGGCCCAGGUCAUGGAGGGAAUGAGAGCCAAUUAUGAGCGACUGGCUCAGAAGAACGCAGAGGAGCUGAAAAUCUGGCACGAGAACCAGAUAUCGGAGGUGCAGGCCAAGGUAUCCCAGAGCACUGAGGCAAUACAGGGAGCUCAGAUGGAGAUCAAUGAUCUCAGGAGACAGAUACAGACACUGGAGAUCGAACUGGCCUCUCAGCAGAGUCUGAAAGCAUCACUGGAAGACACACUGCAUAACACAGAGCUGCGUUCGAAUGCAGAGGUGGAGAAAUACAACGCUAUCAUCCUCCAGCUGGAGGCGGAGCUGGCUCAGCUGAGGUCAAAGAUCACACAACAGGGUCAGGAGUAUGAGGCUCUGCUGAACAUGAAGAUGAAGCUGGAGGCUGAGAUCGCCACCUACAAGACCCUACUGGACGGAGGGGAUUUCAAACUCCAGGAUGCUCUGGAGGAACUGACCAGAGAGUGACAUCACAAUGGCACAUUCCUCUGAAGGGUGAACAGGGAGUGAAUCAAACCAAAAAAGAAUCAAAACAACAACAUUAGAAAAAAAUACAGCCUGUAACCCAUACACACAUUAUCACUCCAUUCUCCACUCAUAUCAUAUCACAUACAAAGAAGAUUAAUUCAUACAAACACUUGGAAUUUGUUUAUCAGUUCAAACAUUCCCUGCUAAUGCAUCCAUAUGUUAACUUAGAGAGUUGUUUAUCAAGUUUCUAAGUCACAGGAGAAACAGUCAAAUUCUCACAAAGGCCCUUUUGACACUGAAGAACUGAA
This is a messenger RNA of Chanos chanos (milkfish), 1581 nucleotides long. RefSeq names its product keratin 18b (gene krt18b). Gene Ontology annotation, biological process: intermediate filament cytoskeleton organization. The transcript has 7 exons. Bases 59 to 1273 code for a protein of 404 amino acids. Gene Ontology annotation, molecular function: structural molecule activity. Gene Ontology annotation, cellular component: cytoskeleton; keratin filament. NCBI's taxonomy places the organism in Eukaryota, Metazoa, Chordata, Actinopteri, Gonorynchiformes, Chanidae. The record is from RefSeq and is a predicted model, not a curated record.